AUGCUAUCUCUGGAGAGGAGAGAUGCGAGAAAGGAGAUAGGUGUUGGCGGUGGUGGGAGGGAGAUUGGCAGUAGGAGUAGUGGUGGAGACGGUGACUUCUGUCGGCAGGGUGAUCGGAAGGAGAUUAAGGAGUCGAUGCUCUUCGUCUCGGAGAAUAUGGAGUUCACGCUGCUUUGCAAUCUCGGCGGCCCUCGCAAUGCUGCCGUUUCUUUACGUCUUCGGCUGCUGCAUGUGUGGCCGUCGAAGUCUCCAGGGGAUAUCAGGAUCUACAAUUACUGUACUCUCUGGACCGCUCCUUUGCGCCGAUAUUUUUUUUGUUUUAGGACGCUGAUUCACGGUGUUUCGCCGACUUCAAUGGCUGCUGGGAUCCGUCGUAACCUUUAUGUUGGGAAGAUUUAUGUUGUAAAGUCCUUUGGCUUGAGCAACCCGCCGAAUCAGUAUCGCCCAUGUUCAUUUGAUUUGGCUUUGGGUCUCUCGCCCUCGACUUCCUUUCAGGCCUGUGGUCUUCCUGCUGAGAGUUUUCCGGUUGAUGCGUAUGAGUUUGUGUCUUUUUCCCAGUUGAGUAUGCGUGCUGGUAAUCACCGUUUCUUGACAGAUGUCGUUGACCGACUCCAUUCAAUCAGUGGGAUAUCGCAUAAAAUCACUAAUAACGGCCCUAUAGUCAAGCAGACGGUUAUCAUCGAGGAUGAAAGUGGAGCGAAGGUUACUAUUACACUCUGGGAUGAGUUUUCUGCGGUGUUAGACAAUGUUGCACUCACUCAGGCUGACUCGAUUGAAGCUAUGAUUCUCGCAUUCGGUGGCUUGCUGGUUAAUAAGUUGGGAGAUGAUUAUAUUCUCUCGAGCUCAGCUGGUAAACGCAUAGCAGUCAACCCUCCUGUACCAAAGGCUUACUAUCUUGCAUCUAGAUUUGCUGAAAAGCACGAAGUUGUUGAGUCCUUGCCAGUGGAAUUUACCUCCGUUUCUGAUGCUAUUGCUGAUGCAGAUUGGCGUACCAAGAGUUUGGACCAGUUGUUGAGCUUGUCUCGAACGAAUUCCUCACUGGAAGAGAAGUACCGUUGUGGUGGAGUGAUUGUUGAUGUCGAGUCGAGUACUCCUUGGUAUUACAUUUCGUGCAAGCUAUAUUCGCGAGCAGUUUCAAAGCGUCGAGACAAUAGGGUUUGGUGUCCAAAAGACUGGCAGCUAGAAGAGGAGCAGACCCGAGUCAAUUAUAAGCUCCAACUUACGUUGAGGGAUGACUCUUGCGAGGCUCGGUUCAUACUGAUGGGUGGCUGUGCCCAUGCGUUGAUUAAUGUUUCCGCUGCACAUCUGGCCCAGAGGUUUCCUCAUCGUCUUGGUCAGCUGCCCCCGCAGUUGUAUCAAUUGCGAGGACAGUAUGUCAAGUUUGAUUGUAAGUUACCAUUGCCUGGUCCUACCGGCUUCUCUUCGGGUGAGUUCCGUGUAACUCAGGUUGUCCCGCUUGAUGACCCUACGGUGGUUGGCGAUUUGCUCGAGUACUCUUCGCAAUCUCCAUUAGCUGGUUCUGCUGCUGUUCCGACUUUGACCAUGGGUGCAGCAAGCGUCGCGGGUGGUUCUUCGGCUUCAUCUAGGGUUGCGAAGGGAAAGGAAAAUGUUUCAGGUCCUCUACUCACUGAGGUAUCAGCAACCCCGUUUAGUAUCACUGAAGGGCCAGAUGAGGCUGUCAGUCCGAUAGCUGAGGAUUUACAUAUUCCUCCUCUUGCAAAUGUCGAAAGCGAAGGUACCGUUGCUGGCCCCCAGAUUCUCGGGGGAUCUCAUUCCUCUGGGAUUAGUGUACAGGCUGGUUCUAGCCCAGCUGCUGCGGCUGUACCCGUUCCUUCUUCAGCCCAGUCCUGUACACCAUCUGGCAGAUCCACUCCUUCGAUGAUUACCAAGCGUACAACCAGAAUCGAUGAGUCUGCCAGCCCUGAGGAUGUUAGUCGUGGUUCGUUGGCAUCUGCUGCAAAGAUUCUGAAGCCAUCCCCUGAGUCAUCUCCUGGGAAGACCUCUGGUUUAGCCGCUGGCUCUUCGCCUGCGACAUUAUUGGUUUCUCCACUCGCCAAGAUCAAGGUGGAGAAGUUAGACGAUGCUGAGGCUCCUCCUCUGCCACAUGGCGGUUCCUCACAGGCAGGUGCUGAGAUGGAAGGGGAUUCUCCAGCUGACAGUCAGAAAAACCCAACUACGAAACGUGUUAUGUUCAAGAGCAAUGCCUCCCAAGAAAAGAAAGACUCAAUAUCAAACUCUGACAAGAUCUUCAAGGCCAAGGAAAUCGCGCUACCAGACUUUGAAACAGUUGGCCUCCAAGAAUACAACGACCCAUAUUUCUUCUCUGGAACAAGGGGAACCCAAUGUGGUAGCUGA
Messenger RNA from Linum tenue, 2355 nucleotides. The record is from the annotation of a GenBank genome assembly. Lineage: Eukaryota; Viridiplantae; Streptophyta; Magnoliopsida; Malpighiales; Linaceae.